Messenger RNA from Saccostrea cuccullata (small rock oyster), 3069 nucleotides. RefSeq lists its product as uncharacterized. Bases 29 to 1159 code for a protein of 376 amino acids. NCBI's taxonomy places the organism in Eukaryota, Metazoa, Mollusca, Bivalvia, Ostreida, Ostreidae. The record is from RefSeq and is a predicted model, not a curated record. The transcript has 7 exons. Gene Ontology annotation, molecular function: cysteine-type endopeptidase activity. Gene Ontology annotation, biological process: proteolysis.
AGUUGCAAUAACAUCAGUUCAGUUCAGGAUGAAUUCUGGUGCUUAUGAAGUGAUGAAGGGAAAACCAUGGAAAGCUAUCAACUUUGAUUGGGAUUUUUCAGUCGGUGAUAAUAGACUCAGAAGAGGAAUCGCAAUUAUACAACAGAGGCAGAUUUUUACUAGAAUGUUGGUAGAUUUAAAGUUUGAAAUUUAUCCAUUUGAUAACCAAAAAAAUGUGAAGUCCACAAGAAAUUUAUCCAAGACCCAAUUUUUGGAAGAAUUGAAAAAAUUUAAAGGACUUUGCUGUGGUGGCUCGUGUGGAUGCCUUUGGGUGACAGUGUCCUCCCAUGGAGUGAUUCUGCCACAAAAUGAACAAAGAGACGGACAGACAGACAAUGUGGAAACCCAAGACAGACAGACAGACAAGGUGGAAACAUACGAGGAUUACGUUUUGACACAUCCAGAACCAGACAAAAACGGAUUCUCAACAGACUUUAAAGAUGAACGAGUCUCAGUGAGGGAAAUAGUUGAAAUAUUCAAAGAUCCAGAAUUAAAAGGCAUACCAAAAAUAUUCUUUAUUCAGGCAUGUAGAGAUGACUCAAAACGAAUUUCUGGAGAUCCUGGGGUUGAUGUAGGUGUACAGGUUAUUGUUGUAGAAGAUGAAAGUUUGUCCGUCUCACUGAAAUCUAAUCUUUCAGGUACUUCAGUUGAAUUUCUACCGACCCCACUAGAAAACCAAACCGUAAACCCGCCUCCCGGCAUUGAUGAAUCAAAACAUAAAACUGAAAAUCCGGGAUCAGAUGAAGGUGUGAUGUUAUUUGUUGGAGAAGAAGAAAGUAUUUCAGCUAAAAUUCCACAGAUUCCACCUGAGAGCCAAAUCGUAUACUCACCUCCCUGCAUUGACGAUAGUGUCAUAGUGUUCUCAACUCCAUUUGGUUAUGCAGCAGGAUUUAAUACUGUGAAGGGAAGUCAUGUUUGGAGUGAUCUAUCCAAGAAAUUUAAAGAAUUUAAAGCAGUAGUAAGGCCUGUAAAACUUCUGGACUUACUGAGAGAAACCAACUGGCAGCUAUCUAAAUCUGAGAACACCAUUGAUGGCAAUGGAAAAGUUGUUGUAUAUAAACCAUUGCUCAGUAUCUGUCAUACACUUACAAGACACAUUGUGUUUGACAAGGACAGCUGAUUAAAAAAACAUGUUGUUUUCUAUACGAUGAAUUCCCACAUAGAAAUGCUUUUUGUGAUUUUUUUAAAAAAAAAACAUAGUUUUCUCUAUAUUUCACAUAGAAAUGCUUUUUGUGAUUUUUUUUUUAAAAAAAAAACAUAGUUUUCUCUAUAUUUCACAUAGAAAUGCUUUUUGUGAUUUUUUUUUUUAAAGCCAUAUGUAGUUUUCUGUAUAUACCCACAUAGAAAUGAUUUUUUAUUGUAAAAGACAAUGUUUUUACAGAUAUAAGGCCUAACAAUUAAAGGGGGAGCAGUGCUACAAUUUGAUAUUGUAGAAUAGUGAACUGGCUAUGACACCUUUGUUAAUUCAACAUCAAAAUUACUGUCCCAUUGUACAUCACAUCCAGAGUCAAUGUCAACUGUCUUUUCAACUAAACAUGAUGCCUUAAUAAAUUAAAGGAAAAAUAAGAAAUUCUAUAGGUCUAAAAUUUAACUGACUAAGUGUUGGCGUUAUUCAUGCAUUGUUAUGCCAACAGUUAAACUUUGGUAUGUUGAAUAGGAAUCUCAGAUAUCAUGGACAUAUUCUAGUGAUUAAAAAUUCCCAACUACAUAUUUUUUUUUUAGCCUUUUUUCCCUAAUCUUUGUAUAUGCUUAAGUUUUUUCUUGGUCUCAACAAAUAUGAAAGAAAAUAAAAUUUAGGCAAUGCAACCAUACAAAAUCACUCAGCAAAUGGAGAACUUUAUGCAAUAUGCAGGUAUUUGUUAGCACCUAAUGUACAUCCAAACAAAACUGAUGUUCUCAGUUUCAACAUGUCAUUAGGUCAAAGAAUUCAAAAUUUGCCCUUAAAUUCUGUCACUAGCUGUGUGAUAUUAUACAUUUGACAUUGUAUGUUUAGUUACUGUAAACCAACUUUUAUUCACACGCGAGAAAUAUCUGCAAGUUCCGCGACCUGAAGUGAAUAUUAAUCGCCACAAACCAUUUAUUUUGCUAAGGAUUUGUAGAGAAUGUUUCCUCAGUCGCGGAAAUUAAUCAUUGCAGAUAAUAGUUGGUUUACAGUAUUACUCUUAUCUGUAGCUGUGUGAUAUUAUACAUUGUAUGUUUAGUUUUACUCUAUCAGUAGCUGUAUGAUAUUAUACAUUGUAUGUUUAGUUUUACUCUAUCAGUAGCUGUGUGAUAUUAGAUAUUGUAUGUUUAGUUUUACUCUAUCAGUAGCUGUGUGAUAUUAUACAUUGUAUGUUUAGUUUUACUCUAUCAGUAGCUGUGUGAUAUUAUACAUGGUAUGUUUAGUUUUACUCUAUCAGUAGCUGUGUGAUAUUAUACAUGGUAUGUUUAGUUUUACUCUAUCAGUAGCUGUGUGAUAUUAUACAUUGUAUGUUUAGUUUUACUCUAUCAGUAGCUGUGUGAUAUUAUACAUUGUAUGUUUAGUUUUACUCUAUCAGUAGCUGUGUGAUAUAAUACAUUGUAUGUUUAGUUUUACUCUAUCAGUAGCUGUGUGAUAUUAUACAUGGUAUGUUUAGUUUUACUCUAUCAGUAGCUGUGUGAUAUUAUACAUUGUAAGUUCAGUUAUACUUAGUCUGUAGCUGUGUGAUAUUUUACAUUGUAUGUUUUGUUUUACUCUAUCAGUAGUUGUGUGAUAUUAUACAUUGUAUGUUUAGUUUUACUCUAUCAGUAGCUGUGUGAUAUUAGAUAUUGUAUGUUUAGUUUUACUCUAUCAGUAGCUGUGUGAUAUUAUACAUUGUAAGUUCAGUUAUACUUAGUCUGUAGCUGUGUGAUAUUUUACAUUGUAUGUUUUGUUUUACUCUAUCAGUAGCUGUGUGAUAUUAUACAUUGUAUGUUUAGUUUUACUCUAUCAGUAGCUGUGUGAUAUACAUUGUACGUUCAGUUUUACUUAGUCUGUAGCUGUGUGAUAUUAUACAUGGUAUAUUGGUUUUC